Molecule: messenger RNA, 6571 nt
Organism: Cyprinus carpio (common carp)
Lineage: Eukaryota; Metazoa; Chordata; Actinopteri; Cypriniformes; Cyprinidae
Gene: heatr5b
Product: HEAT repeat-containing protein 5B-like
Biological process (GO): endocytosis; retrograde transport, endosome to Golgi; intracellular protein localization
Cellular component (GO): Golgi apparatus; endocytic vesicle; membrane
Source: RefSeq, a predicted model, not a curated record
GUUUACUUCACAAACUAGAUCUAGCUGUUUUUAGUCAGAUGACGGCGUGUCAUUACUCCCAACCUGCUCUUGAUAAACAUACGCUUCAUUUAAGCGGUUUGUUUGUCAGUCUAGUGUGUUAGCUGCUCGGUUUAGGCCGUGGAUGAGCGACUGUGGCGCUGAUAAUGCUGCUCAGUGAACAGCUGUUUCAUUCGGACAGGUGUUAAACAGUGUCAGGAUGGAGCUGGCGCACAGUCUGCUGCUCAAUGAGGAGGCUCUGGCUCACAUCACUGAAGCCAAGAGAGCCGUCUUCAUCUUCGAGUGGCUCCGGUUCCUGGACAAAGUGCUCAUAGCUGCCAACAAGGUGGAUGUGAAGGAGAAGCAGAAGAAGCUGGUGGAGCAGCUGACGGGGUUGAUCAGCAGCUCCCCCGGGCCCCCCACCAGGAAACUGCUGGCCAAGAACCUGGCGGUGCUCUACAGCAUCGGAGACACCUUCACCGUCUUCCAGACGCUCGACAAGUGCAACGACAUCAUCAAGAGCAAAGACGACACCGCCGCGUAUUUACCCACUAAACUCGCUGCGGUGGCGUGUGUCGGGGCGUUUUAUGAGAGGAUGGGCCGAAUGCUGGGCAGCUCUUUUCCUGAAACCAUCAAUAACCUCCUGAAAGCUCUGAAGAGCGCAGAGUCUCAGGGUCGAGGGGAGAUCCUGCUCAGUCUGCAGAAAGUCCUCGGGGGCCUGGGCGGCGCCGCGGCCUCCUGUCACAGAGACAUCUACAAGAACGCCCGCUCGAUGCUGACGGACCGAUCAAUGGCAGUCCGCUGCGCCGUCGCAAAGUGUUUGUUAGAGCUGCAGAACGAGGCCGUGUUCAUCUGGACCACUGAACUGGAGAAUGUGGCCACGCUGUGUUUUAAAGCUCUUGAAGGCUCUACGUACAGUGUGCGUGUGGCUGUAUCCACACUGCUGGGAACCGCCAUGGCCACAGCGCUCAUGCCCAAACAGGCCACAGUCAUGCGUCAGAACGUGAAGCGGGCGACUCUAGAGGAGGUUCUGGAGCUGAUGGCCACGGGCUUCCUGCGAGGAGGCUCUGGCUUCCUGAAGAGCGGAGGAGAGAUGCUGAAGGGAGCGUCAGUUAGCCGAGAGGUGCGAGUCGGCGUCACUCAGGCGUAUGUUGUGUUUGUCACCACUCUGGGCGGUCAGUGGCUGGAGCGUAAUUUCGCAGUGUUUCUGUCUCACCUGCUGGAGCUGGUGGCUCAUCCGCGGGCCACGCAGACUCACGUGGAGGCGGUGUAUUCACGCCGCUGCGUGUCCUUCGCCUUGCGGGCGUCACUGGGCGGCCUGCUGGGCGAGAAAGCUCAAAUAGCUGCUGCGAAGGAAAUCUGCCUGGCCAUCAGCAAACAAAUGAGAGCCGUGGAGGCUGUAGUGAAUGACCCCAGCAGUGAGGGCCGGGCCGGGGCUGCAGACGUGUCGGCCAGUCAGCAUGUGAUGGUGUGUGCUCUCAAAGAGCUGGGCAGUUUGGUCCGGAGUCUGAGCGCUACAGCUUCCCCUCUGAUCCAGGAAACUUCUGUCGGUUUUUUAGAGACGGUCACAUCAGUGCUGCUGCACCCGAGCAUGGCUGCGCGUCUGGCUGCGGCCUGGUGUCUGCGCUGCGUCGCUGUGGCUCUGCCGCACCAGCUCACGCCUCUCCUGGAGCGCUGCGCCGAGUGCAUCAACAACCUGAAGAACUCGCCCGAGGCUGUGAGCGGAUACAGCUUCGCCAUGGCGGCUCUGCUGGGGGGAGUGCAUCAGUGUCCUCUGGGCAUCCCACACUCCAAGGGCAAGAUGGUGGUGAGUAUCGCUGAAGAUCUGCUGCGCUCUGCAGCCCAGAACAGCCGUCUGUCUCUCCAGCGGACUCAAGCCGGCUGGCUGCUGCUAGGAGCCCUCAUGACCUUAGGACCGUCUUUAGUGCGCUAUCACCUGCCGAAGAUGCUGCUGCUGUGGCGUAACGUGUUCCCUCGCUCUCAGAAGGAGCUGGAGGCUGAGAAGGCCAGAGGAGACUCCUUCAGCUGGCAGGUGAUGCUGGAGGGUCGCGCCGGCGCUCUGUGCGCCAUGCGCAGUUUUGUGACGGAGGACGUGAUCCGCAGGCUGAUGACGCCCAUCGACAGCCCCUGUUCUGUUAUUUUGGUGUGCAGUGUUCCUGCAGUGAUCAAGGUUCAUGGAGCUCAUCUGAAGGCCAGCGCUGCCAUGGUGCGACUGCGUCUCUACGACAUCCUGGCCCUGCUGCCGCCCAAGACAUACGAAGGCAGUUUUAACGCUCUUCUGAGGGAGCUGGUGGCAGAGUUCACGCUCACAGAUAACUCGGCCAACACCACCACAUCUCUGCUGCGCUCGCUCUGUCAUUACGACGACAGCGUGCUGAUGGGCUCGUGGCUUCAGGAGACCGAUCAUAAGUCCAUUGAAGAUCAGCUGCAGCCCAACAGUGCGUCAGGCAGCGGCGCUCUCGAACACGACCCGUCCUCCAUUUACCUGCGCAUCCCUGCAGUGGAGGCCGUGCCCGGACCGCUGCCGCUCGGGGUGUCUGUGAUCGACGCCUCUGUCGCUCUGUUUGGAGUCGUCUUUCCUCACGUCUCUUUCAAACACAGGUUGCAGAUGCUGGAUCACUUUGCUGAAUGCAUUAAGCAAGCUAAAGGAGUCCGUCAGCAGGCCGUGCAGCUGAACAUAUUCACCGCGGUGCUGAGCGCUCUCAAGGGUCUGGCUGAGAACAAGAGCAGUCUGGGCCCAGAGGAGGUGCGUAAAUCAGCUCUAGCGCUGGUGAUGGGCGCGCUGGACAACCCCAACCCCAUCCUGCGCUGCGCUGCAGGGGAGGCUCUGGGCAGGAUGGCACAAGUCGUGGGAGAAGCGUCUUUCAUCGCCAGGAUGGCACAGCACAGCUUUGACAAGCUGAAGUCGGCGCGUGACGUGGUGUCCAGGACAGGUCACUCUCUGGCUUUAGGCUGCCUGCACCGUUAUGUGGGUGGCAUUGGGUCAGGCCAGCACCUCAAGACCAGUGUUAGCAUCCUGCUGGCCCUGGCUCAAGACGCCACGUGUCACGAGGUCCAGACGUGGGCGCUGCACUCUCUGGCUCUCAUCGUGGACUCCAGCGGGCCCAUGUACCGCGGUUAUGUGGAGCCCACCCUGUCUCUGGUGCUGACGCUGCUGCUGACGGUCCCCCCCUCACACACGGAGGUGCAUCAGUGUCUGGGUCGAUGUCUCGGAGCGCUCAUCACCACCGUGGGCCCAGAACUACAGGGUAACAGCGUCAGCAUCUCUACGAUCCGCUCGUCGUGUCUGGUGGGCUGCGCCAUCAUGCAGGAUCACUCCGACUCUCUGGUCCAGGCGGCGGCCAUCUCCUGCCUGCAGCAGCUGCACAUGUUCGCACCGCGACACGUCAACCUGUCCAGCCUGGUGCCCAGCCUCUGUGUGCAUCUGUGCAGCUCUCACCUGCUGUUACGGCGGGCCGCGGUGGCGUGUCUCCGGCAGCUGGCUCAGCGCGAGGCUGCAGAGGUCUGUGAAUACGCCAUGAGUCUCGCCAGGAGGGCUGGAGACAGCAAAGACAGCAUGAGCAUCAAUCUGAACAUUACAGAGACGGGUUUGGAAGGUGUUCUGUUUGGAAUGCUGGACCGGGAGACGGACAGGAAGCUGUGCUCCGACAUUCAUGACACGUUAGGUCACAUGCUCUCGUCUCUGGCUGUGGGGAAACUUCCUCACUGGCUCAAGCUCUGCAAAGAUGUUCUGGCAGCUACUACAGAGGUCGGUGGGACUGUUACAUCUGUCGGCAGAAGGAAGGACGAGGAGGAGGACUCUGAGAAGAAGGAUGAGAUGGAUGAUGACAUCAUGUUCACAUCACUGGGUCAGGAUGACAAGUCCAAGCCGUCCGUGGCGCCUCGCUGGGUCACACGAGUGUUUGCUGCCGACUGUCUGUGCCGUAUCAUUCAUCUGUGUGAGAAUGCAGACAAGGCCCACUUUGACCUGGCCGCUGCGCGUGUCGCCAAGACUAAAAACCCUGAAGGUGACUUCCUGGUGCUGCACUUGUGUGAUCUGGUUCGCAUGGCCUUCAUGGCUGCCACAGACCACAGCAACCAGCUGCGCAUGGCCGGCCUGCAGGCUCUCGAGGACAUCAUUAAGAAGUUCGCCGCUGUGCCGGAGCCCGAGUUCCCUGGUCAUGUGAUACUGGAGCAGUACCAGGCCAAUGUUGGUGCUGCACUCCGACCAGCCUUUUCCCCAGAUACACCUUCAGACAUCACUGCCAAAGCCUGCCAGGUGUGCAGUGCAUGGAUAGGCAGCGGUGUUGUCAGUGACCUCAAUGACCUGCGGCGUGUCCACACCCUCUUGGUCUCCUCUCUGGACAAGGUCCAAACCGGCAAGAGCCCGUCCAGCCAGCUGUACAGUGAGAGCGCCACUACUAUGGAGAAGCCCUCUGUGCUGAAGGCAUGGGCCGAGGUGUUUGUCGUGGCUAUGAACAUAAAGAAGGAGUCUCAGUCCAAGCCGGCACGUCCUCCUCCGGGUGAGGAUGAGGAUGUGGGAGAUGGAGACGUUCUUCCUCCAGACAGCCUGAUGACGUUAGUUCAGCCGGAGCUGCCGUCUCUCAGCCGUCUGUGGCUGGCGGUGUUGAGAGACUAUGCUCUGCUCACUCUGCCGGCUGAGUUCUCCAGUCAGCUGCCGCCUGAAGGAGGGGCUUUCUACACUCCUGAGACCAUAGACACAGCGAGGCUUCAUUACCGCAGCUCCUGGGCGUCUGUCCUGCACGCGGAGGCCCUGUGGCUCAGCAGCACAGGCUUCGGUUCGGCAGAAGACUCUGCGGAGGGCAAGAGUGCUCCCCUCACUGGAUCUGCCCCCUCUGCUCCGGGGAACAACACUGAUGACCUCGUCAAAGACAGAUUGCACCUUCUUUUGGGCAUCAGCAUCGAGUUCCUGUGUUUCCCUCGGGCCGAGGAGCCCAUCGAGGAUGUGAUGUCAUGUCUGCAUGCUCUCUGCACGCUGCUGGACUCACCGAGCGCUCGGACGCACAUCGCAGAGGACCAGCUGCUGGCUGUGGAGCUGCUCAACGUGCUCCACCGGCUGUUACUGACACGCGACCCACCCUGCGUGCAGCUGCAGGUGACGACAGUCGUGCAGAAAACCAUCCGUGCAGCCCAAGAGCAUCUGGAGCACGUCAGGAGCAGCAAGACUGGAGAGGACGGUGGAGAUGAGGAGUGUGUUUCAGUGCUGGGGGAAGGAGGAGAAACCGAGCUUCUUCCAGGAAAAUCUCUGGUGUUUGCUGCGAUGGAGCUGCUGGUGUUUAUCUUGGUGCGUCACCUGCCUCAUCUGAAAGCACAGGACACAGACAGCGCCAGGCAGCCACCUCUGCACCUGUCUGACCACAGCAACCGUCUGGUGGCGGCCACGGUCACGGUCCUCGCCGAGCUCCUGUUUUUAUUUCUUGCUGUAGGAAGCAUGACCAUCUUGCCCACGGUGCUCUUCCUGAUCACUGGUGUGCUGAGAGACACUGCGGUGAAGACGUCAGAUAACUCGGUCCCUGCGCCGGUGUCUGCGGCUCUGCAGGCCAUCAAAACCAUCCUCAGCUCUCCGCUGGCAGCCAAGAGCCAGGCGCAGUGGAGCGCGCUGGUCAGGAGCAGUCUGGCCACCGUCCUCCAGCACUCACAGCCAGAUGCGUGCGGAGCCAGCGUGGAUGAAGUCAGUCUGCUGACGGCCAUCACACUGUUUCUGCUGUCGGCCAGCAGUGCGCUGGUGGGCAUCUCCGUCCUGCAGGAAGGCUGCAUUGAGCGUUUCAGACACGGACUCAACUCUGCUGAUCCCUGGACUCAGGCCCGCUGUUAUCAGCUGCUGCUGUCUGUCUUCCAGCACUCGUGUCGCAGUCUCUCCACACCCUACAUUCACUCGCUGGCUCCGCUGCUGGUGGAGAAGCUGAAGGCUGUUGAGCACAGUCGACCGUCCACACCUGCUGAGCUGCAGGCCGUACAGGAAGGAGUUAAAGUGUUGGAGAGCCUUGUAGCCAUGGGGGAAGAACAGAACCGAGUGCAGUUACUGGCUCUGCUGGUCCCGACCCUCAUCUCAUACCUGUUGGAUGACUCGGCCUUCUCCACGGCCUCCACCUCCUCUAAAGGCCUGCAUGAGUUCGCCCUCCAGAACCUGAUGCACACUGGUCCUCUGUACCCCGCUGCCUUCAAGACCGUUAUCGGGGCGGCACCGGAACUCAAGACCAGACUCGAGGCAGCCAUCAGAUCCAGACAAGCCAACAGUAAAGCCAAAUCUGCCGCGAGACAACAGCAGCCGACUGUACAAGCGGCUCCCACCAUCAAACUCAAGACCAGCUUCUUCUAGUCGCUGCACACGCUUGUCUGUCCAUCCACACUACUGCUUCAGAGUCAUAUGGGUGUUCGUUUCUUCCAGUGAAUUCAGCCACCCUUAUAAAGUGAAUAAAGGUUACAGUGACAUUAACAUAAGCUUUUGGUCAGUUAGAAGCAUCUUGUUUGGUUUUUUUUGGGGCACUUUUGAAAUGCACCUUAAAUGCACCUAAGGUCAAAAUGAGGAACUUCCUUUUCAAAGCUCACAUAACACAGAUGGAAAUAUUAAAAA